Molecule: messenger RNA, 11000 nt
Organism: Pocillopora meandrina
Lineage: Eukaryota; Metazoa; Cnidaria; Anthozoa; Scleractinia; Pocilloporidae
Source: the annotation of a GenBank genome assembly
AACUUAUGUAACACAGUCUAGCAACUCCAACAAUUUACAUACAGAUAUCAUUUGCACUCUCAAACUAUGGCGCCGCAAAAAAAAUUUACUUGGAAGGAACUGAGUUCUUUGAAUAAGGAGGACAACGCACAUGUUGCGGUUCGCGGAAAGGUAAAUAGUGAAAAUAGUUUAAUAGGCCAUUGUGUUCAAAGGAAACUUCCGCCAUGCGAUCGUGAUCCGGGCGCGCUUUAGAUCUGACUCCUCUUAAUUGCAAAUACGCAUUUCUUUUUUAGGUAUACGAUGUGAGUAAGUUUCUCAACCGACAUCCUGGUGGGAAAGAUAUGCUACUUAUUGGAGCAGGAAGCGAUGUUACCAUUGUGUUCGAAACUUACCACGCUUUCAGCGACUCGGUUUCGAAGUAAGCUGUAGAAAAAAUUUAUAUUUGAUUAUGAUUUUAUGACCCCGUAAAAAACCGUAACCUUAGUUCUACAAUGAUUAAAAUUUGUAAGAGUCCAGCUAGUGAAUUACUUUCCUUUUCCAGUUUUGGGGGUAUUUAACCGUCUAUUUAGCUAAAACGAAAAUAUCAGAUCCAAAAUCUAUUGCACUUGAACUUGAUAUGGUUUACUUAGAGGCCGGUAGGGAGCGUUUUUCCUCCUAUCUGUCAAGCUCAGGUCAAUCACUAACGAGUGGCAAAAGAAGUUGGCACGCUUUCCCAAAGGAGGAGAUUGGCAACCCUCCACUUAACAUAAGUAAACGAAAUCCUCUGAUUCAUGUCUAAUAGCUUAGUGGAAAGUUCACCCUCUCCCGGCAAACAAUGUUGCAUUACCAAGCGACAUCAAAAUGAGGGAGAGGGGGAGAUAAAUGAGAGUUAUAAAUAAAAUUUAAAAAGCAGAAGAGCGUGCCAAGAUAUUUACCACUCGUUGUAGUAUUGCAGCUAGUUAAUAGAGCAUUUUACAAUUUUGUAGACUGAUUUGAGUUUUAAAUGAAAUGAGUUUGGGCAUAUAAUCUCAAUGUUGUUCUUACAUAACAGUGGAUAUAAAAGAACGGUUACGUAUAGUUACCAGAAAUGUUGCUUCUGUUCUCAUUCCCUUCUCUCGGUUGUGAAUUUUUUGAAUCAGCAAUGUAUCCCCCUUUUCAUCGUUUUUUCUAUACAAAUCCUUUUAUUUCUACUGUUGUACAAUGAUGAUAUAAUACAGUUGUACCGAGAGCUACUUGUAGUAGAAAUCUUAUUUAAAUUCUAAAGCCCUUGUCAGAAGACUUCCCCCCUUCCCAAUGCCACGACAACAUUGACAUGAGUGGGAAUUAUUAAGGAUUUGACCAGUUGAUUAGCCAAAAAAGAAGGGUAUCACAAUUUACAAUUUUGCCUUGCUUAAGAGUUAGCAUGGGGUAUUUGACUCUCUUCCUUGCCCUAAACUUGUCAAUUAGUAUGGAAGAUCCAAGUCAAAUAGUUUCCUGAAAGCUUUUAUACCUCUAUUAGUAAUACAUAUUUGCUUUAGAUGAUAAUAACUUUCACUUGUAAUUUGAUAUUUUAUUGAAAGAGGAACCUGAACUUAAUAUGCUAGAAAGAGUUUUUUUUUUUCCUCAGGGUUUUGGAAAAAUAUUAUGUUGGAGACCUAAUCUCAGAUGAAUUUCCCACUUUUCCUGAGCGGGGGUAAGUUUUUAACUUAACCAACAGUUAGGAUGAGCAUGUUUUCUUAUUAAAUUAAGUUUGAAAUGCGGUGAUACUAGUGCAAAAAUGUUUCUCACCAUUUUUGUCGCUCUGUUUUCCAGGCCAUUUUACCAAACUGUGAGGGAGCGUGUCAAAAACUACUUCAAGGAGACAAAUCAGGUACAGUUCACUGUGUCUUGAAUUAAUCAAGAUGUAAAUGAAAAUUAAACUUGUUUCAAAAGUUUAAAUAAAGACGUAUUUUAUUUGUUUGUUCAUAAUGGUAUCAUUGUUUCAGUAAAGCAGGCUUCAGACACUUAAAGUAAUUGAAGUAACUCCAAACAUAAGCAGGCAAGGGCAUUUUGAAAAUGUUUCAAUCUCCCAAUACCUUCAAUUAUAUUCACUCUUAUAAACAGAUAGCAGUGACUCAAGCCUGGUUACAGAAAACUUUGAAACGUAAAACUAGCAAAAUCCAGGCAAGAUAAAUGCUUUUGGUAAGGACAAGUUGGGUGUGAAUUCAAUAUUGUACCAAAAUUGGAAUUUUUUUUUCUCAAAACCAUGGUCAAUUCUCAAUACUUAAUUGAUAGGAUCCCAAGUUCUCAGAGUGGAUGUGGUUACGUUACAUUGGAAUUCCAGCUGUUUUACUUCUUAUGUGGAGUGCGCAGGUUAGUUAAAUUUUGAACACUAAUGACAGUAGUAUUCAAUAAACCCCUUAUUUCCUUAGGAGGAAUUGCUCCUUUAAAAGUUGAGCUGUCAGUAUUUUUCUCUUUUUUCACAAAUGACAAUCAUGGUCAUGAUUUUUUUAGUUACUAUUAUGUGAACGGGAAUACUUCUCUGCCUUCCCCCAGUGUUCCCUUACCCUCUCUACCCCUGUUUCGCAGAGAAAACUGUCAUUCUUGCAUUCCUUCUCAUGUCAUAUUCCUUUGUGGCUUUGUAAUGUGGGAGCAGAGUCUUAUUCCUCAUUUAUCAAUUUAAAACCUGUGCUUACUUGUCUAUAAAUAAUUUACCAGUCAACUCAAACACAAACAGUUGAAAUAUAUUGUGUGGAAUCUUAUUGUCUCAUAAGGAUGAUAAAUAGGAAAAAAAUUAGUACAGACACAGCCAAUCAACUAAUUAGCAGACUACAAGACUUACUAUUAUUGCAUUCUCAAGCAAGCUGGUGUAUAUGAAUUUUAUUACUUUUACCAGAUGUUCUGGCUGUCCCACAACUUUUUCUUGUCAUGCAUUGCUGCUGCUUUCAUGGGAUGGAUGUGUGCUUUGAUUGGAUUGGUGAAUAACCAUGACUCGAGGUAAUCUUUUGGACCUGUUAUAUUAAGUUCACACAACACAUUUUCAUUCAGUUUCCCUAAGAAUUCAAUAAUUUCCAGUUACUGGUAUAUUCUUUUGAGAAGAUGAGGAAGGCUGUAAGACUAACAUGUCUCACUCACAAAUGAUAACACACAAUUAGUACCACUUGCAAGAGUAAUCAAUUCUGAUAGGGGGUUAGUUUCCAAAAAACUGUGACACUUUCAAUGAAGGGUAUUACAGAAUAAUUUGGUUUUGUCAACAGAGUUGAUGAUGUAAGUUGGCCAUUGUUGAGAGUUUCUAUAGUUGGGGUUUUGAGCAUGACGCCUUCCUCAUUCACUCCGACAAAGGACUAACACUCAAAACAUCAGCUUUAAAAUUUCCAUAUCAAUCCUUACAUUAUCACCACAUUUGAUAAAACAAAUCACUGAACAGCUGUUGACAAACCAUUUACAGACUAUUGUUGUUUCAUUAGUUGCAGUGAACAUGUCUUUAUGUAUUUGUAAGAACAUUUAGGGUGUUAAAAUUAAUUAAAGUAUUUUAAAACUAUUUGUGCAUCUGAUAAUUGGGUAGUGACCGCAAUACUGAAAAAAUGGUGUAGACUCAAAAUCUUUGCAUUUUCGAAAGGUUGUUGAGUGAAUUGAUAAAUAAUUGUUUUGAAACUUUUAGUCACUGUGCUGUGACCAGUCACCCCACACUCUGGAGAGUUGUUGGUCACGUUCAUGACUUUUUAAAUGGAGCAUCAUUCUAUAUUUGGAUUUAUCAGGUCAGAUUUGAUAUAUUAUGUAUUUGCCUCACAUUAUAAAAAAAAUAUAUUGCAUCUGUGACUUUUUCCAUUCUUUAUCGAGAACUCCAAUCUACAAGAUCUCUUGUACAUGUGUACUAUAAUUUAUUUACUAAAACUGACUGGCUAUGAACCUAUUUUCAGCAUGUUUUUGGUCAUCACCCAUACACUAACAUUGAUGGUAUGGAUCCUGAUAUUGUUACCUCUGAGGAUGUAAGUUUGAGAACUGAAAUUAAUAUAUUGAAGUGAACAUGAAUGGGUACUAUAGCAAAUGGAUUUUGAAGAAAAAUGCUUUUUGGGCAUGAAACAACUGAAAAAUUCUGACCAUGAAACCUUUAGGAAUUGAACUUUAGACCUGUAGGCAUCACAGCAUGUCAACUCAGAGGUCUCUCUUUGCUCCACUCUUGUGACGUAUAGUGUGCUGGACUCUGGUUGGAGAGGUCAGGGUCCAAGACAUGGCAGGGUCAAUGUGUUGUGUUCUUUGGCAAAGCACUGUACUCUCACAGUGCCUCUCUCCACUCAAGAGUAUGAAUGGGCAUAGGUAAAUUGUUGGGGAAGCCUGAUGAAAUUCUGGGGGGUUGGGGGGGGGAGGAGUGGGGACCUUGUGAUGGACUCUCAUCCCAUUCAGGGGAGAGUAAUGAUACUGCUGGUCGCUUCAUACCAAGCUUCAUACCAAGCUUCAUACCAACUGGGAUAAGUUUCAGCUGGGGGCCACAUGGCUUGAGUGCAGACUUCAUACUCGUGAAGUGACAAGAGAACAUGUUUAUGCAUUUUAUUAUCAUGCUCAAAAUUUACUAUAUUACUGAUUCAGGUGUGCACUCCAGUGACUUUCAAAUGUGCUCUUAAAGUAACAUAGUUGUUUUAUUUAUUUAAGUGUGCUUAUUUAAGUCUGACUAAAGUCUGAUUAAUGGAACCUGCAUUUUGUUUCAUGUUGUUUGUCAGGAAGCAGAUAUAAGACGGAUUAAAUGGACUCAAAAGUGGGUACCUCGUUACGUGUAUCAACAUGUCUAUGUGCCUCUUGUUUACUGUUUGGUAAGUUUUGGAGCACAAAAUGCUAACUCUUGCCGCUCAUUACUAAAUAUUUUUUUACACUAAUAAAUUAGUUUUACAAGGUGUUUGAAAAGGAUUUCCAUCCCUGUGAAAAGUCGUAAAUCCACACGUGUACAAUUCCAGUAAUUAUUUUACGCGUGAUUGAUAUCGCCAAUCAGCUGCUGACACGUCACUCGCCUUUCGCGCCACUCUGUCAGGUUGGCAAAUGAAUGGCAAAGCCUUCCUUAUCAGUUAAGGGCAAUGGUGUUUUUUUUUUUAUCAUGAACAUAGUGUUGACCUCGAUAUCUCACGAUUGAGCACAGUGAAUGAAUGAGAUGUCGAGUUGAACAUUCGAAGAGAAGUUCCAUGUCUACGCGUGCUCCUAUGCUAUUCUCUAUUUUCUCUUCACUAAAUUUUUCUAACUAGACUAAAUUGUGUCAAUUUCCCUUAUGAAAAGAAAUAGAGCUUCUUGUGUCAUCAUGUAUGAGACGUGUGUCUGAUUUCGUUGUUAAUUCGCUUCCACAGCUAGGUCUCAAAACUAGGAUUCAGGAUGUUACUAUAUUAUUCUUUGUAAAGAAAAAUGGUGAGAUUCAGGAUUAGUAUUAUCUACUGGUUUUAAACUUAAUUGCUAUAUCUGGCUACAUUUUGCUCUUGAAUUUGUGUAUUCACCCUUCAAAUUAAUUGCUUUACUCAGUUGAUUCAAUAUAACACAUGCACUUUGUAUUAUGUGAUGAUGAAGUUGCGUCGUUUUUAUAUGACGGUACAGGACUGAUAUUCCCUCGACUGGUUAAUCGAGAGCACUUUGCGAUUGAUAUUUAGUUUUGCAUCUGAUAUGUUGUAAAGCGGUCGUUAGGGGCCCACCGAAAACGCAGACACAGUACUGUAUAUUAAGUACUUAACUCCAAUAGCCUCAAAAUGCUAAAUUGACAACAACAACUUCGGGCUUUGGAUCAUUUUAAUGGCACUCCUUUAACGGCAUGUAACUAAUUUAUUUUCAUAUUUGCUUGCUAGGUGUUAUUCGAAUAAAUCCUCCAUCCAGUUCACAGUUAACUGUAUUUAUUAGUGGCAAGCUGUUCUUCCUUUUGUACAGAGUGGUCAUUCCUUGUUUUUUGCUCUCAAUUUGGAAAGUGGUAAGUUCGAUACACCUUGAGUUUUAUUUAAUAACCUUCUUCUGUCUGCUAAUUUAUUUUAAUAGACUCUCUAAAGCCAUACCAAUCAUUAUUUCAAAGAGGCACGUCUCAUCACAUUGUUUUUUGCUCGAUUUUCGAAGAACCAAAGGCAAAUUAAUCACAACGACCAAUCGCAAGAGCGCUAAAAAUCACGUGCAACCAAUGAAACCAUGAAGCACGGGAAAACGAAAGUGACCAAGUAAUCGUAUUGGUUUAGAGGUUGGCACCAGUUUUUGUUCUAGAUCAAUUACAGUGCGUAGUAAAGCUAAACUGCAACAAAUCACAGACUUCUAUCCUAUAACUCGUUAUGCGCUGUUGCCACCCGCCCAGAGAUCUCUGGUACGAGCAGGCAAAAUUAUAAUUGACUCCAAUUUGAGAUGAUCACAAAUUACGACACAUCGUGAUUCAUUUACUUCUUUAGUGUAUUGUGCAUUCUCCUCUGAAAUCAGUGUUGGGUGAUACACAAUCAAGCCUACCAUCAACUUAACUCGUAGAUUUCAUGUUGCCAUGGGACUGUUCAAUAAUAGAUCACCGAUGACGUCAAAAUGUGGUAGAAACAAAAAACUAGCACGUGAGGCGCAGUUGCUAGUGUCACUGAUGUUUUUACCACAUUUUGACGUCUUCUGCGAUCUGCUACUGUACAGACCCACGGAAACAUGGAAUCAACUCAGACAUGGUUUGAUGCUACUCUGGUUUAAAGAUUUAAUGAAUUUAGCUGAGAAGUUACAAUUCAUACACCCACUGUUUCGACACUCCUCUUUAGUGCUUUUGUCAGGGGUGAUCCAAUCGCUGUAACAACAAGUCCUUUUAUAUGCUCCCUAAUUAGCUGCUUUCUUUUUUCUGACGAGGUGUUAAUAGGUGUCAGGUAGUAAGCCGCCAUCAUCACGAGUUAACUCUUGGUCAGCUCGUUUUAAAUGAUAAUUCAGCCAAGUGUUGUUAAUAGUGAAGUCAUCUAUGCCUCUGUCCUCCAAUUUAUCAUGACCAAGAACCAAUCAAAAUGAAUGUGCAGUUCAGCUUACCCUAUAAAAAUUGUUUUUACAGAUCGUGCUUUUUAUUAUCGCGGACAUGGUUUCAAGCUAUUGGUUAGCGCUGACGUUUCAAGCAUCCCACGUAGUGAGCGAGGUAGAUGGAGUUGACUUUUGAGUUCGUAGACAGUGGAAUCAACAGCAACAUUUCUUCAACAAAGCAAAGUGGACUAACCCUUAAUGCACCAAGUUUAAAUGUUCUUGCCAGUCUGGUUGCAUAUUAAGGCUGGGCUUCUAUCGUCUUUAAGAUGCUUGAAUCGUCAUUUUUUUCUUCUAUCGUCUAAAAGAUACUUGAAGUGUCGUUUUUUUGGUAUCGAUGUCCAUUAAAGGUAUUAUCUGACAUUGUCUUAGCGGAAGAUGACUGAACUAAUGCGUAGGAAGGCAAUAAGGUUAUAGUUACUGGUUGUCAUUUUCACUUGCCCAGUCGUGUGGUAUUUCGUGUUUUUAAGGUUGUUUACAUAUCUUUGUACCUCGAUAUCUUGCAGGUGGAUUGGGUCGAGCCGAGAAAGGAUGGGAAAAUGACCGAAGACUGGUAAGGUUGCCAAAAUUUUCCUUGAUUUUAUUUCUGUUGGAGGGGAGUCACGAAAUGUUUUUAACUGAUCUUUAAAAGGAAACAGACAAACAACAAUUUACUUCCUCAUUUUGGAACUUAACACAGCCGUCUUAAAAUAAUGAGCAGCGGUUCAGUAAUGUUUGUCACAAGUGGCGGUCGAUGCUGGAAUUGUUGGCUAUGACCACGAAACGGCAUAGAAAUCUUGGGAAUGAAGUUUUGAUAGAGGGUGGUGAAGAAUGUUUUAAGCGGUUAUUGACCGCCGGUAACCAAGUCUGUCUGUUUUUAGACACAUUUGCCUCAGAUUCAAACUGUACGCUGUUUAUUCCGUGUAAAGCGGUAUGUCCCUGUGUGAGCCAUAUGAUGUGUUUCCUCUUGUAAUUGGCACCAGACAAUGAUUCGACAAUGCCGUGCUAUUUCGGAAUCACUGGUGCAUACUGAAAGGUUACAGAAAUGGUUUGCUAUUAAGAGAGUAAAAACGAAAAAGGUCAAAACUGAAAUUAUGACCAUCUAGUUUUGCACACCAUCUAUGCGUGCAUCUUAUCAUCUCAGGAUCCAAUUUGUUGCUAGAUAUGUUUUUUUUUUUAAUGUUAUUUAAUUUUCCUGUAGGGCUGAGCUCCAGAUACAGACAACCCAAGACUAUGCAACUGACAGCUGGUUUUUCAACGUGUUUACAGGUUUGGAAGCAUUUCUUAGAUAUCUUAUCUUAAAACAUUUCGAAAAGGCAUUGCGCUUUUAAUACUCGUUUGUUUGGAAUCAAAUUCGUUGAGUACGCAACUCAAAUUUGCUUAGCAUUCGCACCCUCUUUUUAUUCAACCCUUUAACUCCCAUGAGUGACCAAGACAGAAUUUCUCCUCACAAUAUCAAUACAAUAUCAAGCAGACAAAUGAUGAGAAUAAAGGAAAAUGUUAAUGAGGGGAUUAUUAGUUGAUCCAAUACCAAAUUCUCUUAACUAACAUCACAAGAACUAUAUGGCAGACAGUUAGGAGAGUAACUUAUGAGAUCUUGGGAGUUAAAGGGUUAAUGUUCCAAAGCCUUAUGCAGUUUCUAUCUACCAAUGUAGAGGGGAAAAAGGAAAAAGUGCAAUUUCCCAGUGUACCGUCUUUUACGUGCAACUUGUAAACUGGUGAUGAAGUAGAAUUCUAUCGUAAUUUUUAAUUUGGAUGCGAAAGAAGCACAUGAACAGGUUAUUCUUGAUGGUGUAUUUACCCAUCUUUGCAGGAGCCUUAAACCAUCAGACGACACACCACCUGUUCCCAGGCGUCAGUCAGAUAUACUAUCCUCAGAUUACUCCCAUUGUCCGUAAAACGUGCAAGGAGUUUGGAGUGAGGUACAAUUACAAGGAGACAUUCUUCCAAGCGCUUGGGUCGCAUAUCAACCAUCUCAAGACAUUGGGGCAGGAAAGAGAAAAACCAACAUUUGCUUGCUCAAGGAAUGACUGAUUUUGAUGACCAGCUCUCGGAAGAACGUUUAAUGUUUCUUGGAAUCCCUAGAAGUUUCAAGAGCUGUUCUGUUGUCUUUGCUUUCACCGAAUUCUUCUUAUAGGGAAGUUGUGGCCGUCCUUUGCAUAAACGCCUUUUGCCCAAGCUUAACAUUCCUUUCUAUUUUAUCGUUAAAGCCGGUUACCGUCGUAGAAUUGUGGAACGGAACUUCGUGAGAUUCAUCGAUGUUGAAUUUAUCACGUGGAGAUCAACCCAGGGGUUGGUCUCCAGGUGGGGCAGGUGAAGCUAGUCAUCAACAAUACUCCGAGAAGGAAGUAUCCAUGGUAACCCUGUCAGCGGUUACCAUCAAAUCAAAGUUUCACUGGACCAGUUUGUUAUGGUGUCAGAAGAAUAUCUAGCACUCCUUGUACAGUUGACGCUUUCUUUAUUUCCUCUCUUAAAAACUCAAUGCAACGUGCUAGCUCGAGGACUAACUUUACCCUCUCUAGGAAAGUGAUGGCCUCUAGCUUAUAAAGGUGGGAGUUAUCUAACUGUCAAUAUUUGACCAACGUCACUGUUUCUCACUUAGUUAGCGAAUCAUGUUGAGUUACGUAAAACAGUUUACGCAUACUAAGUAUGUACCUCCUGUUUGUUGAUUCUUUCCAAAACGUCUUUUGACCUAAAAUCCAUACUUUUGCGGAUUGGCCAAAACAAAAACAAGACUGAUAAUAAGAAUAUUAUGACUGAACUAUUGUACAGAUUAGAAUUACACUUAAAAAGAUGGCUAAAGAGAAAAUAGCCCUUGAAGUUUGUUACAUAACAGCAAUUAACAGAGAAUUUGAGGAAGAAAGGGCGAACCCAAGGUACCGCCCCCAAAAGAACCACUUGUCGUUCAUAUGAGUUACUGAUUAUAAACUCUGCGCGGAAGAUGAAAAGUACGGGUUGUUUACACUCUAAGUCAUCUUACAGAAAGAAUUGUUGAACGUGCUAAAUUCAAAAUUAAGAAUUAUUUUCUUGAUCGGGAGUUCGACAUGAAAUUAAUCUAAAAAAGAGCUUGAAAAGAAUCGAAAGAAAAAGAAGGAGGAAUUACCAGGAAAUUCCUGUACGAGAUUAACUUUUACCCGAUCAAAUUACUCUCAUAUUCAUCAAGCGGAUUAUCAUAAUUGAAUUAAAUCUUACUGCAAGAUGAUCGAAAUAUUUUACCGCAAGUUCCAAUUACCGUAGAAACUGAACAUCUGCUUUCAUGUCAAACUCGCGAUAAGAGAAAAUGCGAUAAUCUCCAACAGCCUGAUACAAUCAUUGGAGAGUUAAAUGGACUAUUUUCUUCCGGAAAGAAAAGAUAACAACUACUCUACUUACUAAGUAAGAUCUCCAUCGAAAUAGGAAAUUAUCAACUGCUUACAAUAUUUUUUUAACUGAAUGGCUUAUGCUAAUAUGCUAUUUGCACUCGUAUUCCCAACACCAAGACCACGGUUUUGAAAACUUCCUUAGUAAACUAAAGGGGUAAACGGAUUAGUUAAAAAAAGUCACUAUAUCACUAGGUUGUGGAUGCUGUACUUAGCACUGAAUAUGUUGUAGGUACUUAAUUUCUAGGGAAUAACGGUAUUUUAUCUGUAUGUGUGUGUAAAUUGUCAAAAAUUAGAUCAUUGUCGUGUGAUUGACGAGUGUCGUUUAUAAAGUGUUUCAUUUCUUUUUUUUACACACCUUGCGGUGCUUAAAAACAGAGAUUCUGGGUAUUAAAAUCUUCUAUACAUUCAUCUUUUUCCAUCAUCAGAAUUAAACUGAAGCGUAGUGAUUUAAAGGGCUGUGAUACCCUUGUCCUUGCAGUGUCCAUUGCGAAACUUAUCAUCUAAACCGUACGAGUGACUUAGUAGCCGGGGAUGGAAACCUUUCGGCGUUUAACCUUCCAAAGUUUCUUCUUCUGUUUUAUUUUUAUGGUUUACUAAAAACUUCAGCGAAGUCUUAACACUCGCGUGAGUGUGUUUCACUUCUGCCUCAAUCAAGAGAUCUUUCAGAAGAAGGACCUUUAGUCGAUUUCGUAGAAAAUUUACGCAUUAUUGAGGUAUAUAAGAAUACACAUAAGAUAUUUCUAUUCCCCCAACCAAGAAUGUGAU